Sorex araneus (European shrew) is the source of this 5409-nucleotide messenger RNA. It is a transcript of the gene CNTNAP1, whose product is annotated as contactin associated protein 1. The coding region runs from base 230 to 4396 and encodes 1388 amino acids. The transcript is spliced from 24 exons. NCBI's taxonomy places the organism in Eukaryota, Metazoa, Chordata, Mammalia, Eulipotyphla, Soricidae. The record is from RefSeq and is a predicted model, not a curated record.
GAGGUGAGAGGAGAGAGGGUGGAAGGGAGCCGGGAGAGGACCACGGAGAAUCUGGAGCGUCAGAGGGAGAAGAGGGAGGAGAAGGGUUAGGGGAGCAAGGAGGAGGAGAGGGCAGAGGAGGAGAGAUCAGCUGCGAAAAUCCCCCCCCAACCCCCCCCCGCCAGAGGCGAGCUGGGAGCCCUGGAGAAGCUGGGCACCUGGAGGCAGCCCCGACCCUGCGCCCUGCGCGAUGCAGCUCCGGCUCUUCUGCAUCCUGCUGGCCUGGGUGUCGGGAGCCCGGGGCUGGGGCUACUAUGGCUGUGAUGAAGAGCUGGUGGGGCCCCUCUACUAUCGCUCCCUGGGCGCCUCCUCUUACUACAGUUUUUUCACAGCACCCCGCUUUGCCCGUCUGUAUGGCAUUAGCGGAUGGUCUCCCCGGAUCGGGGACCCAAAUCCCUGGCUCCAGAUAGAUUUAAUGAAGAAGCACCGCAUCCGAGCCGUGGCCACGCAGGGUUCCUUUAACUCGUGGGACUGGGUCACACGUUACAUGCUGCUCUACGGUGACCGGGUGGACAGCUGGACACCUUUCUACCAGCAAGGGCACAACUCGACCUUCUUCGGGAACGUGAAUGAGUCGGCCGUGGUCCGCCAUGACCUGCACUACCACUUCACAGCGCGAUACAUCCGCAUCGUGCCCUUGGCCUGGAACCCGCGCGGCAAGAUCGGCCUGCGGCUCGGCCUCUACGGCUGCCCCUACAAGUCCGACGUGCUCUACUUCGACGGCGACGAUGCUAUCUCCUACCGCUUCCCGCGCGGGUACAGCCGCAGCCUGUGGGACGUGGUCGCCUUCAGCUUCAAGACGGAGGAGAAAGACGGGCUCCUGGUGCACGCCGAGGGCGCCCAGGGCGACUACGUGACGCUCGAGCUCCAGGACGCGCAUUUGCUGCUGCACAUGAGCCUGGGCAGCAGCCCCAUCCAGCCCAGGCCAGGCCACACCACGGUGAGUGCCGGAGGCGUCCUCAAUGACCUGCACUGGCAUUAUGUCCGGGUGGACCGAUUUGGCCAGGAUGUGAACUUCACCUUGGAUGGCUACGUGCAGCGCUUCAUACUCAAUGGCGACUUUGAGAGGCUGAACCUGGACAACGAGAUGUUCAUCGGGGGCCUGGUUGGCGCCGCUCGGAAGAACCUGGCCUACCGGCACAAUUUCCGGGGCUGCAUAGAGAACGUCAUCUUCAACCGGGUCAACAUCGCCGACCUGGCUGUGCGGCGCCACUCGCGGAUCGCCUUCGAGGGUAAGGUGGCGUUCCGGUGCCUGGACCCCGUCCCUCACCCCGUCCACUUCGGAGGGCCCCACAACUUCCUGCUGGUGCCCGGCUUCCCGCGGCGCGGCCGCCUGGCCGUGUCCUUCCGCUUCCGCACGUGGGACCUCACGGGACUGCUCCUCUUCUCCAGCCUGGGCGACGGGCUGGGCCACGUGGAGCUGAUGCUCAGCGAGGGCCAGGUCAACGUGUCCAUCGCCCAGGCCGGCCGCAAGAAGCUGCAGUUCGCUGCUGGGUUUCGGCUCAACGAUGGCUUCUGGCACGAGGUGAAUUUCGCUGCCCAGGAGAACCACGCGGUCAUUAGCAUCGACGACGUGGAGGGGGCAGAGGUCAGGGUCUCAUACCCACUGCUGAUCCGAACGGGGACCUCAUACUUCUUUGGGGGUUGUCCCAAGCCAGCCAGUCGAUGGGGCUGCCACUCCAACCAGACGGCAUUCCACGGCUGCAUGGAACUGUUCAAAGUGGACGGUCAGCUGGUCAACCUGACACUGGUGGAGUUCCGGAAGCUCGGCUUCUUCGCCGAGGUCCUCUUUGACACAUGUGGUAUCACUGACAGGUGCAGCCCUAACAUGUGUGAGCAUGAUGGCCGCUGCUACCAGUCCUGGGAUGAUUUUAUCUGCUACUGCGAGCUCACGGGCUACAAGGGCGUGACCUGUCAUGAGCCUUUGUAUAAGGAAUCUUGUGAAGCGUAUCGGCUCAGUGGGAAAUAUUCUGGAAACUUCACCAUUGACCCUGAUGGCAGCGGCCCCCUGAAGCCAUUCAUGGUGUACUGCGAUAUCCGAGAGAACCGGGCAUGGACCGUGGUGCGGCAUGACAGGCUGUGGACCACGCGGGUGACAGGCUCUAGCAUGGAGCGGCCCUUCCUGGGGGCUGUCCAGUACUGGAACGCAUCCUGGGAGGAAGUGGGCGCUCUGGCCAACGCCUCCCAGCACUGUGAACAGUGGAUCGAAUUCUCCUGCUACAACUCCCGGCUGCUCAACACAGCAGGAGGCUACCCCUACAGCUUCUGGAUGGGCAGGAACGAGGAGCAGCAUUUCUACUGGGGCGGCUCCCAGCCCGGCAUCCAGCGCUGUGCCUGCGGGCUGGACCGCAGCUGCGUGGACCCCGCCCUGCACUGUAACUGUGAUGCCGACCAGCCACAGUGGAGAACGGACAAGGGGCUGCUGACCUUUGUGGACCAUUUGCCUGUCACCCAGGUGGUGGUGGGGGACACGAACCGCUCCAGCUCCGAGGCCCAGUUCUUCCUGAGGCCUCUACGCUGCUACGGUGACCGCAACUCCUGGAACACCAUCUCCUUCCACACGGGGUCCACGCUCCGCUUCCCCCCGAUCCGGGCCAACCACAGCCUCGACGUCUCCUUCUACUUCAGGACCUCGGCUCCCUCCGGCGUCUUCCUGGAGAACAAGGGGGGCCGUUACUGCCAGUUUCGGCGGCCUUACUUGCGGGUGGAACUUAACACCUCCAGGGAUGUGGUCUUCGCAUUCGACAUUGGCAACGGGGAUGAGAACCUGACAGUGCACUCGGAGGAUUUCGAAUUUAAUGACGACGAGUGGCACCUGGUGCGGGCGGAGAUCAACGUGAAGCUGGCCCGGCUGCGCGUGGAUCACCGGCCCUGGGUGCUGCGGCCGAUGCCCCUGCAGACCUACAUCUGGCUGGAGUAUGACCAGCCCCUCUAUGUCGGAUCUGCGGAGCUUAAGAGACGCCCUUUUGUGGGGUGCUUGAGGGCUAUGCGUCUGAAUGGGGUGACUCUGAACCUGGAGGGUCGUGCCAACGCCUCAGAGGGCACCUCCCCCAACUGCACAGGCCACUGCGCCCACCCCCGAUUCCCCUGCUUCCAUGGAGGCCGCUGUGUGGAGCGCUACAGCUACUACACGUGUGACUGUGACCUCACGGCGUUUGACGGGCCGUACUGCAACCACGACAUCGGCGGGUUCUUCGAGCAGGGCACCUGGAUGCGCUAUAACCUGCAGUCGGCCCUGCGCUCUGCCGCCCGCGAGUUCUCGCACAUGCUCAGCCGCCCGGUGCCUGGCUAUGAGCCUGGCUACAUCCCUGGCUAUGACACUCCCGGCUACGUGCCGGGGUACCAUGGGCCCAGGUACCGCCUGCCUGACUACCCACGGCCCGGCCGGCCCGUGCCCGGGUACCGCGGGCCCGUCUACAACGUCACGGGGGAGGAGGUAUCCUUCAGCUUCAGCACCACCUCGGCCCCCGCGGUCCUGCUCUAUGUCAGCUCCUUCGUGCGCGACUACAUGGCCGUGCUCAUCAAAGAGGACGGGACCCUGCAGCUGCGCUACCAGCUGGGCACCAGCCCCUACGUGUACCAGCUGACCACACGGCCGGUGACCGACGGCCAGCCCCACAGUGUCAACAUCACACGGGUCUACCGCCAGCUCUUCAUCCAGGUGGACUACUUCCCGCUAACCGAACAGAAGUUCUCCUUGUUGGUGGACAGCCAGCUGGACUCACCCAAGGCUUUGUAUCUUGGGCGUGUCAUGGAGACGGGCGCCAUUGAUCCGGACAUCCAGCACUACAACACCCCGGGCUUCUCGGGAUGCCUCUCCGGCGUGCGCUUCAACAACGUGGCUCCGCUCAAGACCCACUUCCGGAGCCCGCGCCCCAUGACGGCCGAGCUGGCCGAGGCCCUCCGGGUGCAGGGAGAGCUGUCGGAGUCUAACUGUGGUGCCAUGCCACGUCUGGUCUCAGAGGUGCCGCCUGAGCUGGACCCCUGGUAUCUGCCCCCAGACUUCCCGUACUACCACGAUGAUGGAUGGGUGGCCAUACUUCUAGGCUUUUUGGUGGCCUUCUUGCUGCUGGGGCUGGUGGGGAUGCUGGUGCUCUUCUACCUACAGAACCAUCGCUACAAGGGCUCCUACCACACCAACGAGCCCAAGGCCACCCACGAUUACCAACCUGGCGGCAAACCUCCCCCGACUUCGGGGCCUGCCCAGGCGCCCGCUCCUACACCAGCCCCCACAGAAGUUCCAGCCCCUGCCCCUGCCCCGGCCCCUGCACCGGCCCCGGCCCCAGCCCCCGCCCCAGUUCUAGUCCCUCGGGAACAAAACCUUCCACAGAUCCUGGAGGAGUCCAGGUCUGAAUGAACCAGGGGAAGAACUAGUCCGUCUCCUCUGACCCCAUGAGUCCCACCCCUCCCCCGCCCCCAGCAGGGACAUCGGGCUCCUUGUAGCUGGCUCUGCUCAUCCAGAGGAGAGCCCCCUCCUGCCAGGUCUGGUGGGUAGAGCCGAGCCUCACUGCCUAAACCAAUGUCCUGCCUGUCCCCGUGCUCCCAGCUCCUGGUUGUUUGCCUGUCCCCAAAGAGGAAGCCGAGAAGGCCCCGGUGCGCCUCCCUCCCGGCUGCGGCCACGGUCCCAGCAGAGCGCAGGGGAGGUGAACUGCCUCCUGCAAACACGGGGUCUCACUCAGCAGGAACAGAUGUGAGGAGUUGCAGGGGUGCGCAGGGGCAUGAGGUGGGGGGAGGAGGCUGCUAAAUCCCAUCUCCUAGCCUCCCCUCUGCCCCGCAGAACGUCCUCCAUCUGCUUCUACUCAGCCGGACAGUUAGGGGGUCUUCUCUGCUCUUCCCUCCUACCCCCUUUUCCUUUUUUUUAACAGAGACCACGAGGCCUCAGUUUAGCACUUUAGUACCUCCGCUGCUUCACACGCUUUAGCCAAAGCCAUAAAAAAGAAAAAAACAAAAAAAACCUUGCGAUGUAGAGAGAAAAGAUGCAGACCCUGACCUGCUUGCCCUCUACUCUCCUCCCUCUUCCAAGAUAUGCAACCACCCGGGUGCCUGUCUGCAGGCUCGGCCCCCCCUGCAUGCGGAGCCUUUUUCCCUCUGCUCAGAUGCUGCUGCGCUUGCCCAGGUCGUCGUCACUUUCUUUGUAUACUUGUUGUUGCAAAGCCCCUCCCUAGAGAAACACUCUAUAUUAACUAAUUUUUUUUAAACAUCAGUUUAUAUAUAAAAGAGAAAAAAAAAAUCCAUGAUUGUCCUGUGCCGUGCCCACUGUCCAGACUGCUGCUCCUGUGUCGGGAAGGGGGUCUGCGGCCCGCCCAGCCCGGCCCCUGCUCUGAAGCUCCGCUCCAACUCGGAGCUGUUCUAAUAAAGCCGAGAGGCAGA